GCGCGUUCUCGGGAAUGAAGUGUGCUCAAGGUGCUUUUGUGUUGUUAAUUUCGCUUGAGUGUGCUUACUCGGAUGGCGCAAUUUUCGAAAGACGCGGUAUGGUAUCGUUCGCCCGCCGUAUAGUUCAGUCGCGUUGGUGGCUGCAUGCGAUUUGACGUAUUCCAAUCUGCGCGUAGUGAUGUCACUUGUGCUCUUAUUUAAUGGAAUCUCAGGCGUUCUUCGCGUAAUGUGCGAGUGAAUUGUAAACAUUGACAGUGAUAUUGUAACCAAUGCAGUGAUUUUUUCCAAAAGUGUAAUGGACUGUUACUAUUCGAAAUUUUUCCCAAGGCGUAAGUGACAAAUGGGAUCGUAUCUGCGGUGAUUGGGUACAAUCAUGAUGCAUCCUGCUGGAUACUACGCUAAUCUAGCGAGCGGCGCGCUCGCAGCCGGCACCAUUGCGUCUCCGUGGAGCACGGCGGCCGGCGCGCCCGACACCAACGGAUCGGGCGGCGCCGAUGCCAAGCACCUCGACGUUGGCGACGCGAGCGACGAUGAAAAGGACUUGUCAGCAGCUGAUGCGGAGGGUGUAUGGAGUCCCGACAUCGAACAAAGUUUUCAAGAGGCACUCGCCAUUUACCCCCCAUGUGGAAGACGGAAGAUUAUUCUCUCGGAUGAGGGCAAGAUGUACGGACGAAAUGAGCUGAUAGCGAGAUAUAUAAAAUUAAGAACAGGAAAAACACGCACAAGAAAGCAGGUGUCAUCACAUAUACAGGUGCUAGCUAGGCGGAAACUUCGUGAAAUACAGGCUAAACUUAAAGUGGAUGGUGGUAUGAUGAAAGAAAAGGCCAUGCAGUCAAUGAGCACCCUCUCUAGCGCACAGAUCGUGGCGGGUCUGCCACAUCCAGCGUACCAUCAUACGCAAUUUUGGCAACCAGGUUUACAAGCUGGAACUUCACAAGACGUGAAACCGUUCCCGGGUGCUGGGUACAAGGGCGUGCCCGGCGUCGGCAGCGUCGGCGUGCCGGGCGGCACCGACGUGGCGCCGCCGCCGCCCUGGGAGGGCCGCGCCAUCGCCACGCACAAGCUGCGGCUCGUGGAGUUCUCGGCCUUCGUGGAACACCCGAGGGACCCGGAUACGUAUCCGCCGAGUACAACGCUAUCACAGCAUCUAUUCGUUCACAUAGGUGGUUCAGUUACAUACGCCGAUCCACUAUUAGAGUCGGUAGAUGUGCAACAAAUAAAUGACAAGUUCCCUGAGAAGAAAGGCGGCUUGAAAGAACUCUACGAGAAGGGACCUCGGAACGCUUUCUUCUUGGUCAAGUUCUGGGCGGAUCUAAACACAAAUAAUUUAGACGAUCCCGGAGCAUUUUAUGGCGUUACUAGUGUGUAUGAAAGCAACGAAAACAUGACCAUCACAUGUAGCACAAAAGUGUGUUCAUUCGGGAAGCAAGUAGUCGAAAAAGUGGAGACGGAGUACGCGCGGUUCGAGGGGGGGAGGUUCGUGUACCGCAUCCAUCGCUCGCCAAUGUGCGAGUACAUGGUCAACUUCAUACAUAAGCUCAAGCAUCUACCUGAGAAAUACAUGAUGAAUAGCGUGUUAGAAAACUUCACUAUUCUUCAGGUGGUGUCAAAUAGAGAUACUCAAGAGACAUUGUUAUGUGCCGCGUUUGUGUUUGAAGUGUCGAACAGUGAACACGGAGCGCAGCACCACAUCUACAGGCUCGUGAAAGACUGAACCACGCACCAAUCCCUCCUUCCCUCCGCCUCUCCGUAGCUAUCAUUCCUUUGGCACACCAACUUUUAAAUAUGGACCUUACAAAUAUUCACCCAUACAAAGGUCUAAGUGCUUACUUAUCUCUGACAAAACCUUAUAUCCGUUUGUUACGUAACGUCUGCUACGAAACUGUAGUCAUUAACUAGAGUGAAAAAAUAGAAAAACUAUGUGGCCCGAGCUGGACUUGAACCCGAAGCCCAUUCACUGAAAAUCGCUCUUUUUAUACUACGCCUAGUCCAUACUAAAUUUGUUUAUUAAUAUAUAGAUAACAGAAACGCCUGCUACGAAACUCUAAUUUUUAACCCUUUGAACGCUUUAUAUCAAAAACACAAACAUCACUCAAACGCCAAGAUCCCGGGCACAAGGGAGCUAAUGUAAACCUUACUCGAAAGUGUAAAGGUUAUUUUGACAGCGUUUGCCGUAACACCUAUAGUUGUCCUUGGCGCUAUGGGCACGACUAGUAACGACGAAUUUAGGUGUAUUUGGCGUUCAAAAGGUUAAUAAGGUCGAAUAAAAUUAAGCCGUUGGUAAAUUACUUAAGCAAGAAAAGCUCAGGAGUAGAUAAGAACCAGGGCAAUCAUAUAAAUACAAACACAUAUUUCAGUUAUUUAUAAUUAUUACAGAAUUUGGCCUUUAUUUCUUAACGUGUUUACUGUGUACACGUGAUGGUACUGAAUACACUGCUUUCAAAAGCUUUUAUGAUCCAUUUGGGACUUGAACCCGCAACAUUGGCUUUACUAAAACUAAUACAUAGCUCUUAACAAAUAGGUACCUACGAGGGCUGAUCCGAAAGUUUUUAGCUUCUCCGGCUCUACUCAUGCGAUCACAAUAUUAUUUAUACCAUUGUAAGGGAUAUUUCAAUGCUAAUUUAUGGCUAUGUUUUUUUUUAAUUAAUGCGUUUUUUUAAAUUAUAUAUUUUUAACUGAAAGCUGUUUUGUAUGAAGUUACGAAUUCCUUAGAAAAAACGGCAAUUUUAAGCACAAUUAAAUUAAUUACGUAUUGAAAUCUUUGAAAAUCAAAUUUAAAUUUACCCGGGACUAAUUAUUCUGUUCCUUCUGCUAUUUCUAAUGUAUAAAUCGAUAAAUCAUAAUAAUGUUUACUCAAUUAAAACGAUUUACAUUUAAAAAAAACGGUCGAGAUUCAUAAUUAACAGCACCUAAAAACACUAAUUGUUUUUUUAACAAUACUGUUUAUAAAAUGACAGCACAUAUGGAGUUUCAAUUACUGAUUUUCAUGACUUGACAAAAUAAAAAUAAACUAAUCGUUUUCUAAAAAUGUAUUUACACCAUUUAUGAGUACUGAAAGAUCCUUCACAGUGGUAUAAAUAAUAUUGUGAUCGCAUAAGUAGAGCCGGAGCAGCUAACAACUUUCGGAUCAGCCCUCGUAUUCGACCUAUCAGGCGCACUGCAAUGGCUACCGAAUCAGAAAUUCAGUUGCGAUAGCUGGAGCGCUCGAUAGCUCCAUUAGUUAAGAACAUUGGCUCUUAGAGUUUGACUCUCGGGCCACAUAGUUAUUAUUAGUUUCCACUUUUAUUAAAAACUUUAUAUGAUUUGACAGAUCUAGAAGAAAAUAUAUGUGUAAUUUGAUAGUGUUGCAAUCGUAACAUAGUAAAUUGUGAUCUGAAAAUAACGCUACAAUAUUUUUGUAACUAAAUGUUUAUUGUAUAGCUCAAUUUAAAUAAUUAUAUUUUAAUGUUUCGUUACUCUCUUUGUUCAUUUAGGUAGACGAACGUUUUAUUCAGAUGAUCUUUUCAAGUUUUAAUUGUAAAUAGUGUUAGAGUGGCUAUUUCCACAGAUUCGCUACAACUUUAUAUUGCAAUUGCAACAUAACAGCUCAUACUAUUUACGAUAAAAACAGGAAUUGACUCGUCAAGCGUUUAAAACACAGAGAUUUUUCCUACAAAUCAAAAUAAUCAAAACAAAGUAGUCAAAUAUUUAAUUUCCCUUGGGUCUCAAAACCAUAUGUCAAGAGAUAUAUAAAUAUUUUACAUAAUUCAUAAAAUUUUAAACAAUAUCGUUCAGUAGACGCGUGUAAAAUAAUAUCAAAUAAGAAGAUAGAAUUGAAUACACACAGUGCCUCUAUUUAUGUUACAUUAACAUAAAUUACUUGAGCAUAUUUUAGUCUUUUCACUGUGUUUAAUAACAUAUGCAAAAAAUUAUGGAAAAUAUAUUAGAACAGUGGAAAGAUUAAAACUUAGUGUAGGAUACCAUGAAUCAUUCAUAGGUUUCAUAUGUAAGAAUUAUUAAGAAGUGUAGUAAAUUAAAGACAAAAAGUUUUAACCAGUUGUUUAGCACUGUUGUGGUACCUAAAAUGUUGUGUUGAUUAUAACCGAUAGGUUUAAUUAACCUAAAUGUGGCGAAUGGUGUUCUAUUUACCUUUUUUUAUUUCACUAACCUGAUGAAUAUUCUGUUAUUUAGUUUCUUAAGCAAAUGCCUUUUCAAACGAGAUAAAUCAAAUGGUCUUCAAAUGCAAUAGCUUAGGCCUAGCCUUUUACCCCUUACCAUUUUUUUCCGAGCAUAGGUUGUUUAUACAAUAUGAACGUGUUUACUAUACUUUCUACACUUUUCAUGGUUUUCCUUUUUUCCCGUAAGUGAACUCAGAUUUGUACAUUGUUUUUGUUUUUUACUUGCCACAUUUAAUCUUUAUCGGAGCAAUAAAUUACACACAGUCAAUAUAUUUGUGAUUUAUAUUGAAAGACGCGUCAUCAACUUGUAUUAUAUAUUUUUUGAAAUACCUGAGAUCUAUAUACUUAUGUCUAACUUUAUCUUUCCAUGCAUGAUCAAUUUGGAUAUUUUCAAAUCGGAGCACGAAUCCCCUGGCAGCUAGGUUGAAAGCAAUAUUAGCACCCACUUCCAGUGAGAUCAUGUCCAACCAAUUAUUUUCUGUCUGAUUUACCGCAGCAACCUAGGCAUCUCGCUUUCAACUCUCAAAGUACAAAUAAGUGUUGACACGUUACUCGAAACAACCUGCCGAUUAUACAAUAAGUAUUUACGUGGCAAUGAUUUGAUCUCUCUUUUAGUCAAAUAUUUUAAGGGUCCUCCCAGCAGCGCAACGGCGUGCGCACAUUUAAGUUUAAACUGCGUUAAGGUUUAUGUGCAUUAAAUAGUUUUAGUUUCAAGACAUGAGGUAGGCAAAUAUUAUCUUAGAUAAUAACUAAGAGAUUUUUGUAUUUAUUUGAUAUAGUUAUAUUAGAUAAUUGUAAAGUGAAUAGUUUUAAGUUUUUUUUUAUAUGGCGAUGGUCGUUUCCGAUUGUAAAACUAAUGUCAUAUUCGGUACUUAAAAAAAAUUUUUGGUUAAAUUUCGACUUGAUUUCAUUAAUGUAGGGACAAGAAAUCGGCCUUUUAUUGGCAUGUGAAAAAACAGAUCUAAUUUGUUGUGAUAUUAUACAUUUAUAUGGUUCAUUUUACUCAAAUGAGAUUAAAUGCUGUGUAAACAAAAUUGUCAUUGGUAGUUUACAUUUUUUUUUCUUUAUAGAUGGCAAUAAUGUGUAAAUUCAUUAUGUAAAUAGGUAUACCUUUAGUGCAUUUGGUUCCGCUAGUGUUCUAAGCGAUCUUCGCUUUUAAAAGUCUUUCAUAUCGACAAUCUGCCAUAUCAAACUAAAAAUAUAAAAGAUUUAGUCGGCAGCGUUGCAGACAAUCAUUUGCUUUUCGUUAUAAGAUUAUGCAAUAGUAUUUUUCUUGAGAAAUAAUAUUUUCUUUUGAUAUGUUUAGUAGUAGUAAAUGAUUUUCUACAAGACCAGCCGACUUUGUGUACAGUAUUUUAAAGAUAAUAUUACGUUAAAGAUUUGUAUGAAAAUUUAAAUAUAUUGUCUUCAUAAAA
Messenger RNA from Cydia strobilella, 5572 nucleotides. It is a transcript of the gene scalloped, whose product is annotated as protein scalloped. The transcript is spliced from 12 exons. NCBI's taxonomy places the organism in Eukaryota, Metazoa, Arthropoda, Insecta, Lepidoptera, Tortricidae. Gene Ontology annotation, molecular function: RNA polymerase II cis-regulatory region sequence-specific DNA binding; DNA-binding transcription factor activity, RNA polymerase II-specific. Bases 374 to 1714 code for a protein of 446 amino acids. Gene Ontology annotation, cellular component: transcription regulator complex. The record is from RefSeq and is a predicted model, not a curated record. Gene Ontology annotation, biological process: hippo signaling; regulation of transcription by RNA polymerase II; embryonic organ development.